Molecule: messenger RNA, 702 nt
Organism: Lachnellula hyalina
Lineage: Eukaryota; Fungi; Ascomycota; Leotiomycetes; Helotiales; Lachnaceae
Product: Alpha-acetolactate decarboxylase
Exons: 2
Coding region: 1-702 (233 amino acids)
Biological process (GO): acetoin biosynthetic process
Molecular function (GO): acetolactate decarboxylase activity
Source: RefSeq, a predicted model, not a curated record
AUGGCGCUCGAAUCAAAUCACAUAUACCAAUACUCCCUCCUCAAUGCCCUGAUGGCGGGGUCUCCUCAUCCGGCAUCCCCGUUUCCACCUGGCAACCAAGGCCUCGGCACCUUCGUCCUCAUGAACGGAGAACUCCUCCUCUUAGACGGGACAUGCUACCAACUCCUCGCCGAAGGAAAAAUCCGCAUCGCCUCACCCGACGACCAAGUCCCCUACUGCGCCGUCACGCAAUUCGUGCCCGAACACACGUUCCCGCAUAUCACCCUGUCACAAAAGUCCAGCAUCGAUUCCAUCCUCUCAGACUGGAACGCGCACUCCAAGAACCUGUUUAUCUCUUACCGCAUCAUCGGUUCUUUCGCGGCGUUGAAAUGCAGGACUGUGAAAGGACAGGAGUAUGAAGGGCAGCCGCUGUCGGAACUGGGACAGAGCCAGUUUGUUGCUGAGUAUAAGGAUGUGAGGGGGACGGUUAUUGGGUUUCGCAGUCCGGAGUCUUGGCAGGGGUUUAGUGUUGCGGGGGAGCAUAUGCAUUUUAUUGAUGAGGAGAAGAGGUUUGGGGGUCAUGUUUUGGAGUUGCGGGAUGGGGUGGUGGAGAUGCAGGUUGCUGUUGUGGCAAAUGUGCAUAUUGAGUUACCGACUAGUGAGAGGUUUAAUGAUGUUACGCUGAAGACGGAUGAUGAGGGUGUGAAGAAAGUAGAAGGGUGA